Molecule: messenger RNA, 3650 nt
Organism: Cyprinus carpio (common carp)
Lineage: Eukaryota; Metazoa; Chordata; Actinopteri; Cypriniformes; Cyprinidae
Product: ceramide kinase-like protein
Molecular function (GO): kinase activity
Source: RefSeq, a predicted model, not a curated record
UAAACAGGUUAAAAAAGGUUUGAAACAGUUGGCUACAUUUUAUAACUAUUAAUAUGAAAUCUCAAGGUCAUGUGAAUUUAUACCAUUGGAUAUAAUUAAACAUAUAUUUUUUCUGUCCUAAAGGAUAUUCACUGUUAGUAGGCUUUAACUAAUCUUCUCUUAAAAAUCUCCUCAAAAUAACAUGACAUGCAGCAUCACGAAAAAUGUCGGUGAAUAGCUUAAUGUCGCCAUUCCUUUUUGCGCAUAUCGAUACACUUAUAAAAUGUUUUCAUCUCUACAAAAUGUUUGAAAUUGCUCCAUACAUCAGUGUAAAUGAGUUUGUCCUCGAAUCGUUAAUAAUCCACAACUGUUCAUGCCACGCCUGCAAAGAAAUCUUCUUAAAAUGUAUCGGAUAUUUGUGUUUUAUUUGAAGUGCAGAAAAGCCUUCGUUCAUUAUAUAAAAUGUCCAAGUUGCCACACACGCAAAAUAUAGAUUAUAAUGAAGAUUAAAAGAUAAAGGUGUAAAAGAGAGUUAUUGAAAUGCCCCCACAUAUUUUAGACACGUGUACAAAGAUAAGUUAAGCAAAAUACAUACUUUUUAAACGUUCUAUGUAAGGAUGAAAGUAUUUAAAGGUAAAAUAAAAUAACACAAAUCCUUUAGAAUCCUGUAAAAUAGGCACAGGUGCGCUGGGUGAAAAAGUUUUGGAUGCUAGAUGGGAACAAUUUAGGCAUCACGACUAACAUCGUCCUUUAGAAAUAUCUUUCAUUUUUACGACUUCAUUGAGACUGUUGCAUAUAUACAAAACAUUAAAUAAUAAGAAUAAUAAUAAUCUGGCAAAUAAAAAAGGGGAAACAUCCACUAGAACUUAACCGCUUAGUCUCAGCAGCUUUGGCCACUACCGGGAACUGUCCAAGGUGCUGUGUGAGGACGACUUUUUCACACCUAGGGCUAAUUGUUUAGCACAGCGAAUAGACCAGGCCUGCAGUCAUUAAAAUAUGGAAACAAAUUUAGACACGCAAGUCUGAAGCAGCCUAUGUAUUAGCUGACAUUAAAACAAAUUUAAAUCCGCAGGAAUACUAUUACAGAAGUGCCAUCAGUCUUUGACAAGAUUAAAAUAUUUUUUUAACACAUUUUCUAUUGCAAGCCGUCAUUUAUUUAACUAACUAGUAUCUAUGUCUAGUACUUUUAAAAUCAGUAACAAUAAUGCAAUAGCGAUCUUUUGCUAUUUAGAUUCUAUAGAAAAUUGUUUACGUAUUCAGCUAGGCCUAUGAAUUUCUAGCAGGCCUAAGCUUCUAGUAGAACUAGUAACUAGUAUCCAUUUUUACGUAUUUUUACAUUUUUAGUAGGUUUUCCAGUUGUGAUUAUCUUUUUUCAGUUUCACUAAUAGGCUAACCGUUUAGACAUGAAACAUUUUGUUACUAGUCUACUAGUAAAAUAAAAAUGGAUAGUUUAAAAAGGAAUACAUGUUAAAAUGGCUUGUCAUAGUAUUUCACAUUACCACACAAAUUUAAUGAUUAGUUGAAACAGUAAUAACACUAAAUGUGAGUGAGGGCAGCGCGCGUGCUCGGCUAGGAAAGCCCAGCGGGCGCGCGCGCUCUAGAGGUGCAUGGAGACGAGGAACUUCCUCAAGAGCCUAGCGACCGGGAGCGCGCCGAGCCGGUAAAUUAAUACACAAAGGCGAGUUCACAACAUUCACACGAUGUUUGAAUCCCCGUGUAAAUCGAUAAAUGUCCUGGACGCGUGGUCGGAGAAUCAGGAAGAGUUGCGCGAGACGCAACCGGUGUCUUCUCGCGGGACGAGAAAGCGAGUCAAGACAAAAAAAAAAAAAACAAAACAGCAGCAAAACGCGACACUCUCUGUCUCGGCCCCUCAGUUAUGCGCGGAUGACGCCGAUAAGGAGCGAAAAGAAAAGAAAUAUAGACCGGACGAGCCGAUUGUAAGAGGAAUCUUCCAAAUCGGGAAGAAGAGCCACAACGUGGUUCUCACGGCAACGCGGGUAACAUGGACGCCCAUUCAGCCCGAGACCCCUACAGCUGACCAUGAUGUGAAGAGGCAGGAAGAGUAUGUGGAGCUUAAGGACGUGUUUGCUGUGAAGGUAAAGCGGCGACGCUCUGCAGGGCAGCAGACGGGUGGAACUCUGCUGGGCAUCACACUCUUCCAGUGCAAGAAGAAAGGGCUCAAACUCAAGGAACAUGCCAUCCACCUCAAUAACCUCAGUGAAGACCACUGUGAGAUUUGGUUCAAAAGCCUCAAAGAAAUCCUCAGCGGUUUUAAGAACCGUCCCAAGUCUCUCAAAGUCUUCGUAAACCCCAUCAGCCACAAGAAAGAGGCAUACCAGAUCUACCUGGACGAAGGCCCCCUCUUCAAGCUCGCCGACAUAGAAGCUGAUGUUACCAUCACUAGGAGAAAGGGCCACGCACUGUCCAUUCUGAAAGACUGCAGCUUGGAAGACUAUGAUGGUGUGGUAUGUGUUGGGGGAGAUGGCUCUGUAGCCGAGGUGACCCACGGGUUGCUUCUCCGGGCCCAGAUGGACGCUGGGAGGGACACAGAUUCCAUCUUCACGCCUGUCCAAGCAGCACUUCCUCUCGGCAUAAUACCAGCAGGUUCUACCAAUGUGGUGGCCUGCUCUGUGCAUGGAAUAAGACGGGGAAUGACUGCAGCCUUGCACAUCAUCAUGGGUCAUCAUCAGCCCGUGGACGUGUGCAGCUUUAGCUCAAUGGGUCGUCUGCUGAGGUUCGGCUUCUCUGCCAUGUUUGGUUUCGGUGGGCGGACGCUCGCACUGGCAGAGAGACACCGCUGGAUGCCACCCAGCCAGCGCCGCGAGUUCGCUCUCAUUAAAACACUGGCAAACCUCAAACCUGAAGACUGCGAACUGUCCUUUAUAACCAGCCAUGGAGCCGAGGAUCAGAUAAAAGCUGAGCGAAGCAGGGAUGGAGAAGACAUUUGUGAGCAUGGAUCCUGGCAGACCAGACAAGGUCUGUACCUGAAUAUCAGCAUCAUGGCUAUUCCCUGCCUGUGCUCCACGGCCCCCAGGGGCCUGGCUCCAAACACCAGGCUGAACAAUGGCAGUAUGGCACUGAUAGCUGUUGGAAACACCUCCAGGUCAGAGUUCAUCAAGCACUUGAAGAGAUACAACAGCACAACCAACCAGUUUGGAUUCUCGUUUAUUGAGACACAAACCGUAAAGGCUGUGAAGCUGCGACCACACUCUCAAGGAAGAUGUGCUGACGAUGUCUCAGAGAACGAGGAGUGCAAUACAAAAACCAUGCCCAUCAUCUCCUCUGAAGGAACAUACCCCUGGAACAUUGAUGCAGAUCUGUUGGAGGUCCCAUCUGAACUCCUGAUCCGAGUUCACCCACAGCUCCUCACACUCUUUGGAGCAGACAUGGAGGAGGCGGAGGAGGCACCGGUUAAAUGCAGCUGUAUCUGAACACACACAACCACAUUAAAGAGAGAUGUUGCUAGAUAGUAGCGCUAUGAGAAACUGCACAAUGCACAAUGUACAUAGAACAUUUUAUGACAGAGCAAAAACAUAUGACACAUAAAAUAUUCCAGUGCAUAAGAAUAUAAAUUAAACCAAAGUAAAUUUUUAACAAAAGUUUGUAUAAUUUUUAAAGACAGGAAAUGAAAUGAAAUGAAAUGAAAAUAUUAAAUUAUUAAAAAUACAGAU